Molecule: messenger RNA, 7890 nt
Organism: Chlamydomonas reinhardtii
Lineage: Eukaryota; Viridiplantae; Chlorophyta; Chlorophyceae; Chlamydomonadales; Chlamydomonadaceae
Exons: 29
Coding region: 131-5503 (1790 amino acids)
Biological process (GO): protein phosphorylation
Molecular function (GO): ATP binding; protein kinase activity
Source: RefSeq, a predicted model, not a curated record
AUGAGGUCACCCUUCUAGUGCUUCCUAAAUCACUAAACUGUCUGAAAGGCAACUUCGCGGCCCAGCGCUUGAUAAUCGUUGUGUUUUACAAUGUGGGCACCAAGCUGACAAGUACUUUCAAUAAUACAAAAUGAGCUGGCUGGCUAGGCUGUGCGCGUCAGGGGCGAGAGACACAGCCAGCCCGAGCGCUCUGGCCCGUCCUCCCAAAGUGUUGACGGCAGAUGCCUGCCUUCAAACAAGCACAUCUGAGUCACAGAAGCAGCUGCUCAAGAAUUCAUCGUCAACGGAGUUGGUCACCGGCAAGCCGCUCAGCCCGCAGGAGCCCGCUUUGUCGUUUAUUGAACAGACCGUGGCGAAAGCUUUUUGGGCGCUGACAACGAUUCCAAGUGGACACCCGCUUUAUCGUCGCAUUAACAUUCUUUUAGAGGCUUGCCGGGCCGCACUGGGCGCGUGUGACGCCAGGCUUGCAUGCUUCUCUGGGGACGGCAACACUUUUGUGUUUUUGCCAUGCGCCGGGGAUGUCGAGGCCGCUCCGCGCGCAGCAGGAUGGGGCCGCACUGCGCUCUGGAGCUUUCUAUCAGACCAGCCGGACGCCAUUGUCGUCAUCCGUGGCUACCACUCAUCAGUAACUCAGCCGGGGGCUGCUGCACCCAACAUGACUGGUGGCGAUGGCGGCGGCGGGGCCACCCUGGGCCGCCAGGGCUCCUCUGCGACGCGGGCGGGAAACACGAGCGGUUCCACCGCAGCUGUGCUCUGUGCCUCGCCCGCAUCCGCUGCGCGGCCCGAUGGAAUGGCGGCGGCGGUGCAGCCGCAAGACAAGCACCCGGAAGCAGUGCCGGUAAGCACGCAGUCGCCACGCUCCCAUAACGGGCUUGCAUCGCCGUACGGGGCGCCCUCGGGCGCGACCUCAGCGACGGCGCCCGCAGCCAUGCGUACCGCGCCGCCCGACCCAUUUUCGCUGGUGUGCCGCAACGCGACCACGGCCGCCAACCUUCAAGCUGGGGACCUGCUGGCGCUGCCGGUCCGUCACGGCGGGCGGCUGGUGGCAGCGCUGCUUCUGGGCUGGGGCGCGCACAUGGGCUCACUGGGCAGCACAGCCACUCCACAGAUGGCACCGGCUCCUGCAGCUGCUGCGGGUGCCGCUGCGGAAGCAUCGGGGCUGGGCGGUGGCUCGCACAAGCAGCCUGCAAACGGCGUGGCGACAGUAGCAGGCCUUAUGUCCGCCACGCGAGGCAAUGGCGGCGCGCCUGCGAGUGCGUCGGCCCCCAGCUACUUGUCACCGCUCUCGCGUCCGGAAGGCACUGCGCCGUCGGCACAGCCACAGGGCGUAGGCAUCACGGCGGCAGCCAAUGGCGAGGCGCCGGCACAGACGGCGGGGGUCGAGGUCCUGGCCUCCAGCAACGGCAUGACUUUGUCACCAAAGGAGCUAGGUCAGCUGCAGCGCCUGGCGCAGUUCCUUGUGUUUGGCAUCUACGCGGACCCGCAGCACGCGCGCACACUCGAGGCGGUGGCAGCCUCGCUGUCGGGUUUGCCGUACUCUGCUGGCCUCCACGAUUUCGUGGCGGGGCUGCUUGAGGCGGUGCCGGAGCUACUGCAGAUCAGGUAUGCUCUCCGCUUCGCGCCCAUCAUGCUCCUAACGCACGGGCUAGGCGCCAGCGGCCCCGCCGUGCUCUUCGCCAGCCGCGCCGGCGGAGAGCAGCAACCGCAGCAGCCGCAGCAACAGGGGGCGGCCGCUGCAGCUGCGGCGGCGGUCAUGGCUGGCGACGGUGCUCUGGGCACAAUGGAGCUUUUCCCACAUACGCUGGGCAACGGGGCAGGCGGCAGCACGCGGCCGGCCGAUGGCGGCGACGCGGCCGCCGCUGUGUCACGCAUCCGCGCCGUGCGCAUGUCGCUCCACCAUACGCUGCUAGCAGAGGCGCUCAAGCCGGCCGCCAAUCUCAGGCGCAGCGUGGAGGCUGCCCCCACGAGCACGGUCGCUGCAAGCGGUGGCGGAGGUGGUGGCGGCGACGGUGGCGGGCAGGCGGCGGGGCACCCGCAGUUCAUGCCCUUCAGCGCUGUGUCCAGCCACUACGCCGUCACUGGGUCCCAGCUCCCCUCCACCGCAAUCAACGAAGGCGUAAACGAGAACCUACUGAACGGCGGGCCGGGUGGAGGCGGAGGCGGCCCAAGGAGUGCGCCGCCGCCGCCGCUGCCGCCACUGGCCCUCCCACCGUGCAGCUCACAACCCAUAUACUUCACAGUUGUGCCCAACAUCAGCUCCCACAUGCUGGAGGAGGGCGCCCCCUGCCGCGACCUGCUGCUGUGCGCCAACCUGGCCGGCUGCGCGAUGGGCAGCCUGGUGUUGGCGGUGGAGGCGCCGGCAGGAGGUGCCGCAACAACGGGCACAACAAUGACGGCAACAGGCGGCGGCGCGCUUGCAUUAGCGCCGGGCGGGAUGGCAACCGGCCCGGGCGGCAACACGGGUGCCGGCGGCCUGCCGGCUAGCUUGCUGGCCGCGGGCGCUUCUACAGCUGCGACGGUGGGCGGUGGCGGCGGUGCAGCUGCCGGCAACAGCACGAGCGGCCUGGUGGGGCUGGGGCUGGCGAACGCGUCCACGCACCGUGGCUCCUUCACUAACCUGCUGAGCACCGCCGGGUCCAUCCCAGCGCCCGUGCUGCUAACCGCACCGCUGAGCGUGCUGCACAGCUCGCGCCAGUUCGGUAUGUACCUGGUGUGCAGCGAGCCGCUACCGGCGGCGCUGCUGCAGCUGGUGGCGGCGGACCUGCAGCAGCUGCUGGAGAUGGUGCUGGGCGCCUGCCGCGAGGGUGUGCUGUCCAUGCUGGGCGGCGGCCGCUGCGCCGUGGAGCUGUACUCGCUGCAGGAGCAGCUGCUGGGCAACAACCCGGCGGCUGCGGGAGGCAGUGCAGCCAUCGCGGGUCACAUUGCUGGAGCCAUGGCGGCGGCACUGUCGGCACCGUCGCCGCUGGCGAUAGGGCCGUUGGGAGCAGCGGCGCCACAGGCUGGCAGCAUCGCCAUUGGUGGCGGCGGCGGCGGCGCGCUCGUUGCCAGUCGCAGCGGCCUAGCACCUGGGUCCUCGGUGCGCCAGGCGCUGGGGCGAUCCUUUGCAGGCCCGCACGGCCGUGCCAUACCACGCUCGCUCUUCCACCUGGUCGCCGGCGCACUGCCGGUGGGCUCCGUGGGCGGAGCCGGCGGCGGCGGCGGCGGCGGGCUCAGCACCAGCGACGCUGACCAGUUGAGCGGCGCGGUGCGGUCUGCGGGCUCGCCGCGGCUGCAGCUGUCGCAGAUGGGGCACAGCGCGCUGCUGGCCACGCAGCGGCACAUCAGCACGCGCGGCGGCGGCGGCGGCGUGCCGGGUGCGGUGGCGGCGGCGGGUGCGCUGCUCAUGUCGCACCAGGGUCAUAUGCACGGCCACACGCCCGGGCAAGAGGCCUUGGACGCAUCGGUGGAGUCCCUGGCACAAGGCGUGUCGGGCAUUGACGUGGACGGUGGGCUGUGCUGGAUGCUGGCCAGCUCGCCCGAGGUCAUGUUGGAGCCGCUGGAGGUGAUGGUGUCGUCCAUGCGCUCGGGGCUCACCGCGGCGCUCACCAACGCCAUGGUCCUGGACAGCGGCGAUGAGGCCAAGGCUGCCAUGAACCAGGAGCUUGCGGCCAUCCGUCUGUAUGACGUGAUCGGGCGGGGCGGCCAGGGUGUGGUGUUCCACGGCACCCUGCACGGCCUGGAAACGGCAGUCAAGGUCAUCGUUCACCGCGGCAAGGGCGAACCGCUCGCGCACGAUGGUGGGGACCCGGCGGCCGGCGGCGCAGAAGGCAGCGGUGCGGACGGCGCCGCAGGUACGGCUGCGGCAGGCGAAGCGGAUGCUGCCGCCGGCGGUGACGGCGCAGACGGCCGCAACUCGGCGGGUGACCUUUCCCGCAUCCGCAAGGCGAAGCGUGGCGCGCUGGAGCUUGUAGUCACCGGUACUCUGUCGAAUCCGCACAUCGUGCAGGUGCUGGCCUCCUUCUCAGACGUGAUCAUGGUGCGCUGCACCUAUCGCAACGAGCCCACGCCGCGUCUGAGGCUGGUCGCCAAGGACGACCCCAUACUGGCCGGCUGGGCCUCGCCAGGCCCCCUCAACACGGUGGCGUGUCUGGAGUACUGUGACGCGGGCACACUGCUGGAGGCGGCGCAUGGGGGCGCGUUCCGCCCUCCCGGCAGCAGCGUGUUGAGCGGCGCGGUGCGGCCGGCGCUGGUACCCUUGUACAUGAGCCUGCUGGAGGUGGCUUUGGCGUUGAGGUACCUGCACAGCCGGCGCCUCGUGCACUGUGACCUGAAGCCGGCAAACGUGCUGCUCAAGAGCUCUAGCCGGGACCCACGUGGCUGGACCUGCAAGCUGAGCGACUUUGGCUGUGUGCGCCUCAUGACCGAGCUGCCCGCCACGCCCGAGGACCUUGCGGCCAUGCAGCAGCAACAGCAGCAGCAGGCAGCCGCGGCAGGGCGCGCCGGCGGCGCGGCAGCCGCCCUUGGGGGCCGCGGCGGCUCCAGGGCGGCCGCCAGCGGCGUUGGCGGCUCCGGAGGCACCCCCAAUGCCAGCACGAAGAAAACGGUGCUGGGGUUCCGAGUGGCGCAGCCGCUCGGGACCAUUGCCUACAUGAGCCCUGAGAGCUUUGUCCGCGGCCACACGUUGGGCCCUGGCGUGGACAUCUACGCGUUCGGCAUCCUCAUGUACGAGCUGCUCAUGUGCCGCGCCCCGUACCAGGGCCUUGACGCACAGGCGCUGCCGCGUAUGGUGCUGAGACAGGGCCUAAGGCCUGAGUUCCAUCCCCUGGCCCCACCCGAAUACUGCCACCUGGCCGCCCGCUGCUGGUCCAGCAGUGUGUCUCGGCGGCCCAACACCGCGCAGCUGGUGGCGGAGGUGGAGGCGCUGCUGGCGGAGGCGCAGCUCAAGGAGAGCCGCAAGGCCGCCGCCAUGCAGGUGCGUCCAGGAGCGCCCGUGGGACCCCAGGCCCCAGGCGGCGCGCCCGCGGCGGUGCGCGCGCCGCAAGCUGGCUCCGUGGCGGUUCCGGCGCCGCUUGCGUCCAUGAUGCCCGCAGCCAAGCCGGCGCCGCCGAACCCACCAGCGCAUGCGCUAGCUCCCCCUCCCGCGCUCGCAGCCGGUGCUGUGCCAGGAGUGGGGACAGCCGGUGGGGCGGCGCACAGGUUUCCCGCGCGCGCUGGGCAGGCUGGCGGUCAGCCUGCACCGGGCGCGCCGCUUCCCGCGGCUCCAACUGCUGCACCCGAGCCGGGCCCGGCAGCAGCCGCUGGCCCAGUUCCGCUCUAUGAGCCGCGUGGUUCGAAUGUGGAGGCGCCGGGCAAUGCGGCUCCAUCUGGGGCGCUGGCGUCAAUCGAGCCCGCCGCGCCCGAGAUUAACGAGCUCGUGACUGCCUCCGCGGCAGCUGCCGGCUUGGAUGCAACCGUGGAGGUGCUUCAGGUCAAGGUGCCGCCUGGGACAGAUGUGCCUGCGGAUGGCGGCUCCCCGGGCCCGUAGGCACAGAAUAUAAGCAAUCUCGAGGAUCGCCAAGUGGUGCGAUGCCUUUCGAAGACGUGUUGACUUUGAUGACGUCCUUGGAUCCACCCAAGUGAUCAUUCGCCUGCCGACUGAGCGGACGGGCCGUUCAGUCAACUUGACACUUGAGCACUUCCUAUUCUUCUUUCCAAUAAAGUUUUCUUGGUAGCCCGCAACGCUGACUAUGCCGGAUGCAGCGUGCAUGCCACUUUCGGGCGCUGCACCGCUGGACGUCCAAUGGAAGUUGAAGUCGGGUACCGGACGAGCAUGCUGGGACACGAUGGUCUCGCAUGAGUUGGGAGUAAUAGUCUGUAUUCUCAUUGGACAUUUUAUCACAAAGGAGCAGGCAUUGCAUGGCGAGGGGAGGGGAGGGGCGCCUGUGCGUGGUGUUAUGUACGUGGCAUGACGCGGCAUAUGCAGCAGCGCGUACUGCCAUGCAGGAGUCACCUCUGCGGCGGCCUGCACGCAUCUGCUGCUCCCGAAUGUCAUGCACAAUAAGUUACGACUGUUUUACGCUGCCUUACCUGGCUUGCGCGCGGCGCAUGCAAACUGCUGGCCUCCUUUCUCUCUCGUGCAGUGUUCCCGGCCGUUUCAUGUGCUUAGUGACAAGUGUUCCCCGGUCACGGGAAAAGGGGCUGAGCAAAAACAAUUCGCAUCAUGUGCUUAUUGAUAAUCACGGAUCAGAACGCAUGCUUUUGCUUUAAGCUGCAUGUGCUUCAACGUGGAUCCUCUGAGGUCUAAAUUUGACAAGCGCUGAGGCCGCAAGCGUCUACCUCAUCUUCCGGACAUAGCCAUAUGACCGGGAGAGCCUGUGGACCGGCUGCAGCAAUUGCCUAGACACGGUUGGCCGCCUUCGGCAAACCGACACACGAAUGGUGCAAUGUCAAUGGAGAGCGAAUGAGGCCACAUCACGUAUGUACUAGCCAUGCGCACCGUGUGCCCACUACACCCUCAUGAUACCGGCUAUGUUCGCAUUGCUGUCCACUCAGUUACGGUAUGCAGGAGAAAUUGAGGGCAUCCAUGUUGGCACAAGUCUAAAGAAAUUGCUGUGCUUAUUUAUUAUGACGUUUCAGGCAGGCCUACCUUGCCGGUGAGUAAGACGAUGGCUGCAGUGCACGUGGAUGGGGGCACCCAAAACGGGCAGGGUGUUGUGAGGGGCUUGAGCGUGCGAUGGGCCAUGCCUGCAUGCAAGUGCGUUGCCAUUCAGUGUGGCUGUGCAGGGUACCAAAGGUGUGAGUCAAGAUAUGCCGCUUAGGCUGUCGCACAGCAGGUGGCAGCGCCAAUCAAAGUUUCUAUUUGUGUCAGCUGUGGUGUACGCAGCUGCGCGACGUUGAUGGACACUAAAGACUUCAGAAUAAUGGAAGUAGUUAUGUGCGGAGGCCUCAGAGUGAAGUUUGGAGGCUCGUAGGCCCGAGCAGAAGGACGGCUAGUAGUACUGGAGGCAUUUCCUCUUGCUGGUGGCGACGUGUUCACGCUGCAUGGUGCUGUGGUAUAACAGUCACUCUCCGGUAGAUUGCCAAGUGCGUCCAACUCGGUGUUAUCGGGGUUGGAAGGAACUGCUAGCGCGGCUCGCUGGGGACUCGUUAUCCAGGGAGCUUGCAAAUGGGCGCAGCUGGGCGUCAUUGUCAAGGACUUUGAGCGCAACCACGUGCACUUUGGGUGACGGCUGAGCUGAGGAGGGGUCGGGGCGGGCAUGGUGGUUGGAGUGGGUUCAGCAAGGGCAUCAUAAAGAGCGCGUAUUCAGCCCCCACGGGGACUGGUGGGUAGUCAUACGUUGUGUUUAGGUACAGAGCCACUCCAGCCGCCAGCACAGGCCUAUGGCAGAGGUGGUGUGACGGGCAACGGGGACGUAUGCAAAGGAGAGCGGGGCCUUGAUGGUCAGUGAAGCUCAGGCAAACAAAGCCACUCCGCGAAAGGCCCCCCUGGAUCGUGUGGGGCGGCGUGUGGCAUGCGUCGCGGGCAAGCGCAUGCAGUAGCGGGGCGGUGAACGCGGCUAACCAGAGCGGAGGGGACGAUGGUGCUUUGCUGACAGGUAGGUCGCUUGCAGACACGCACCAGCUACACGGUGGCGGGACGACUUGCUAUGUCCGCCUGAUGGCAAGACGUGCACACACGACACAGCGCGGCCGGUCGAGGUACCUAGUAAGGCCUGCUGAUUGCAAAGAGGACUACGGCGAUUAACGUGACCAUCGUUUUGGGAGACGUGAUCUUGGGCGUGGGGCGAAUGAAUGGUGUCUGGGAGCGUGUCAGUUGGCCUGUUACUCUGUAGUAAGCGAACCGGCCUGUGACUCUGACCCUGACUCUGAACCUGAUUCUGAACCUGCAGCCUGACCCUGUACCCUGUACCCAGACCCUGACUCUUAGCCUUC